GAGUCGUCAACAAAGUUGUUGAGCAAAGUGUUUCAGAUACGAUGCCUUGUGCUCUUGUUGUGCCUUUCACAAACUAAGUAUUUAACUUGAACUAACUUUCAAAAUGGUGAGAACAUUGGCAUCAAAAGUGACUAUGUUGCAAUGGUUUGUGGUGAUGCUGUUGUGUUGCGUGAAAGCUACAACCGUAAACCUAUGCCCAGAGCAGGAAUCGGUGGACAUCACCAACGGUACGAUGGAUGAAGCUGGACACGUCGAAUACAAUGGAGUGGUGUACAACUCUUCGCAGUAUUUUCAAGACGGAAACGAACGCAUAGGAUGCGUAUGUCUUGUACGUCAUUGUAUACGCGUAUGCGAGGCAGAAGAAUGGGCGAGCGAUGAGUCCAGACAUCUCUUUGCGAAUGUAUCCGACGCUGAUGGUGAAAGUUAUAGUAGAAUAGACCUGGCUGCAGACCAUCGAUACUACUUGAUUACGGAAAAAAGAAACUGUAGCGAAGAAUGGACGACGCUGAAAUAUUAUGAAGUGAACAUAACAUCGAAAGGAGAGCUUCAAGUGCAUACAUACUUUGGCGAAAUCAUAAAUAAUUAUCACCAAUUCUGUAUGGUACCGAAUAAAUAUACGGAUGAGUUCGACGCGUGUUACUUUAUGCCCAAACCGAGUGAUUUGCCGUAUACAAUAUAUGCCUUCGCCUUCCUAGUAUCUGUACCCUUUCUUGUGGCCACGUUUGUGGUGUACACUAUUCUACCGGAACUACAUAACGUGCCUGGCAUGUCAUUGAUGUGCUACGUGGCAUCACUCGCAGCAUCCUACCUACUGUUUGGCUUGGCACGAAUGGAUGUCUACGAUCAUCGGUCCGUUAUGUGUCUGACCACUGCUUAUACAGUAUACUUCACAUUGAUGGCCAGUUUCUUUUGGCUCAACAUCAUGUCCUUUGACAUCUAUUGGACGUUCGCUGGAAGUCGUGGAUGGAUGACUGAGCGACAAAAAUUCUCCUACUACUCUCUGUAUGCAUGGGGUACACCCCUCCUAUUCCUAUCAUUGAUUCUUCUCUUCGAUCACACGGAACUCCUUAGCUACGAUUUGCGACCGAAUGUUGGUGAGGAAGGGUGUUUCCUUAAGAAUGAAAAGCUGACUCAAUUUCUAUAUGUGUACUUGCCGCUGUUACUUCUUAUCAGUGCAAACAUAUUCUUCUUCGCUAGUACUGCCAUUCGCAUUUACAAAACAGAACAAGCAAACGUCGUUAUGAUGAAAGGCAAUUCGAGGCGCCACACGAAAGCUCAACACGAUCGCAACAGAUUUGGUCUGUACCUUCGAUUGUUCACGAUCAUGGGUGUAACUUGGUCGCUAGAAAUUAUCAGCUGGCUGGCGACUGAUUCGAAUGAAUACUUUUCGUCGUGGAUCGUCUACGUUCUGGAUUUUUGCAACUGUCUUGUGGGCAUCAUUAUCUUUUUCAUGUUUGUCUGGAAGCAAAGAGUAAAGAAGCUUUUGGUUCAGCGGUCAAAAAGUAUUCCGGAAACAAAGUCCAACACGAAUACAUUACGAACUACCAAAUCAACAGAUGAAACACCAAUGAAUUCCAUAGCGAUGAGUAACAUGAAUCAUGAUCAAGAAUGUUUGGGAUAUACAGGAAUGUGAACAUCAACAUCUUUAAACAAACGACCGGUUCGACGGCCUUUAUUCGCAUGAUCUUGAUUCUACCAUUUCGUCUCUUACGCAUUUAUGGACCCUUCUUUAAAGGAUAUACUCGACCUAAAUUCACUUCGGCCACACGAACACGCGUCAUCCUUAUCGGCACCCAUUACGACCAAUGUGCUUAUCACGGAUCUCCCCGCAUGCUGCACGCUGGUCCAACUGACGAAAACCAGCUCAUUGAGCGAAUCACCAAAAUCUCGCUAGCAAGAAACAUGUACGCUUUUUGCUCAUUCAGAAAUGUACCACACUGUAACCUCAGUGUUCACGCGCUGCGGCUUCUUUCCAGAAUGGAGAAUAAAGCCGCCGUUUAAUCACCCGGACACAAUUCAUUAGACAAUCAGCUGGAGCGUUGUAAACAAGUAGAAGCUCGCGUUCAAAAGAGUGGAAU
This is a messenger RNA of Anopheles aquasalis, 2078 nucleotides long. RefSeq names its product G-protein coupled receptor Mth2-like. Gene Ontology annotation, cellular component: plasma membrane. The record is from RefSeq and is a predicted model, not a curated record. Gene Ontology annotation, biological process: cell surface receptor signaling pathway; G protein-coupled receptor signaling pathway. Gene Ontology annotation, molecular function: G protein-coupled peptide receptor activity. NCBI's taxonomy places the organism in Eukaryota, Metazoa, Arthropoda, Insecta, Diptera, Culicidae.